AUGGCCGAUUCCUCGGCCCCGCACCCAUCGCGCGUCCUCGCCGGCCUGAGGGGCGAUGCCAUCCGCCUUCGCCUCCUCUCGCGCCUCUGGAACUCGGCCACCGACCGCGGCGCCUCCUCAUCCUCGUCCGCGUCGUCGAUCUCCAACGCAGCUAUGCCCGCGGCCCUGAGCCCGGCCCGCAUGUGGCGCGCCAGCCUCGAGAGCUCCUGGUCCUUCGUCCUCCUCGCAGCCUCGCUCAUACUCGCAUCGCUCUUCGCCUUCUACUGGUUCCUACGAUUCAACCUCUCCCAAGGCUCCUCGAAGCAGACAAACUCGCUCUGGCAGCUCUCAAACGACCUCAACGCCGACAGCAACAUCAGCUACGGCGAAGUCGAGCUCGACAGCGACGAGUACGAGGCAGAGGCAGAGGCAGACGCCGCCGCCGGAGGAAAACGCCCCUGCUACCUCGGCGGACAUCGCGCCCGCGCAGGCCUCCGAAGGCUCGUCGGACGCGACCCCACGGCGGGCACCUUUGCCGCAGGCAUUGCUGCUGCUUCAAAGAGGAGCAGCAGCGUCAUUCGCAUCGUCAGCUCCGAUCCCACCAGCAAUCUCUGCGACAACCCGCUCCAGCUCGAACUCGAGCCCCAACGCCGCACCCUCAUCCCCUCGGGCCCCUUUGCCUCUCCCCCAGCCGCGACCGCCAGCGCGUCCAGUACAGAGGGCAUGGCCGCUGCCACCAGCUCCUCGGCGGCAGCGACGACGUCCACGGCCGCGGCUGCGACGCCUGCACGCCGCUCUUCGUCCUCGGGCCCUCCCGCGCCCGGUCGGAGGAGGCGCGAGAGCGGACGUCUAUCGGGCGCAGCGGCCAAGGGGUCUGCCGCGAUCCGCUCGCCUUCGAUCGAUGCGACCCGCUCUGGACGCUCCAAGCAGGCCGGCUCGGACAAGGCGGCAGCUUCGAGCCCGCAGCUGCGGCCGCGUCAGCUUCCCCUGCUCAUCAACGUCGAAGGGUCGGCCAGGCGAAAGGGCUCGGCCAAGAAUGCUUCUUCCACUACCGCAGACGACGAGUGGACCGAUGAGGUGGUGCCCGAGCACGAGGGCGGAGCGGCCCAGGGCGAGGACGACGCCAGCAGCAUGGCCAGCCCCAGCGUCGCUUCCAACCACUCGUUCGUCUCGGCCUCGUCGGGCCACCGCGCGCGCGGCAUGGCGGGGCGCGACGCCAGCAGCCCGAUACCCUCGCCGGCGUCGUCGACGGUCCCGCUGCCCGGGCGCAUGUCGUCCAUCCUCAAAAAAGAACCGCAGGCUUUCCGUUCGGGCCUCCUCUCGCAGAUCGACAUCUCCUACAGCCUCGUACAGCGCUCGGCUUCGCUGGCCAACAUCCACAGUCCCGGCGGGCAGCAAGGCGCCGACGCUGACCAGGCCUCUGCAGCAGGCCACGCACCACCGCCGCCGCCCUACUCGGCCGCCAGCCCCGCAGCGUCCCCGCUGCCGCCCCACGCCAUGAGCCUGCCUUGGCUGCGUCGACCCUCGAGGCAGAUCAAGCUGAUCGAGCCCGACUGGAGCGAGCACGCCGAAACGCACGACCGGGCGCGCGAGCGCCUCGAGACGGCGGCCAUGGUCGCCGCAUCCGGCAGGCGCUCCGCCAGCUUCGAUCUGGGCUUGCUGCAUAACAGCCCGCUGGCCGGCGCCGGCGCCAACGGACUAGGUUUCGUGCCGGGCAUCGGUGGCGGUGGCGUCGACGACUGCGGCAAAGACGACGAUGCCGACGAGUUCUGGUUUGAGCGCUUCACGCCGAGCACCGCUGCGGCUGGGCGGGACUGGGACUGGCGCAAGCGGAGAGCGCGCAAUGCUCGCAACGCCGCCUUGACGGCCGCUCUCGAAGGCCAGGCGGAAGGCGUCGCCGGUGCCUCUGCUCUCGGUGGCGCACAACUCGACGUCGAUGGGCUGCAGCCGCAGAACGCGCCACCGCCGGCGGUGCCCGGCCUCGUGGCCAAGACGGAUGUGCAGCUGCAAAAGGGCCAGGAUGCGGGGUCCCACGCUACAAUCAAGAGGACGGCUUCGCCGCGCAGGCAGAUGCCCCUGGCUCCCCUCAUCUCCUUUGCCGACGACGAGCUGCCACGCCGGCCGAGCCUGACGAUCGAUACCAGCCGGGACGGCGGCAGCGAUGCGCAGUCGGCGAGGCGCACCUCAUCUUCCGGCUUCCUCUCGCCGCGCCGCUCGAGCGGAAGCCUCGUGUCGCCUACGGAGGACUCGAGCCAGCUGUCGCCGCGCUCGAAGCCUCGCGACGACCAAUCACUGUCCGACCCGACGGCGUUUCUGGCAUUCGCGUCUGCUGCGGGAACGGGCACGCUCAACAGCGCGAUUGCAUCGGCUGGCGCCACCAGCCCGACAUCGAAAAGGAGCGGCAGCGCCACCGCCUCGCUCAAGCGCAACGUCAGCAAGAUGAUGCGCCGGAGAACGUCGGCCAACGACGCCAUCCAGGCCCACGACAGCCUCGGCCUCACCUUGAUCCCUGCGGCGUCGAUGAGCGACGAGAGCCUGGUGGAGAGCCGGAGGUCUCUUGACGAUCUGACCGAGCCCCGGACCUCGAUCGGGUCACGCAGGGCCUCGGACACCGCAGGCCCGUCGCCGUCGCCGUCGUCAUCGUCGCUCUCGUCGGCGCGCAAGGUGCUCAACUCGAGCAGCAGCGAGGGUUCCAUUGGCUCGCUCAGCGUACCGAACCGCUUCAGCAGCCUCGGGCGCAAGGUCAGCCUGGGCGAGCUGCGCGGCUUGCGGCGGGGCUCGAGUCCGCUCGCCGACCUGCGGCAGGGCUCUCCGGGCGUCGAGCUGAUCUCGUCAAACGAGGUGCCGGCAGGCACGCCCGAGGCAGAGAGGGAAGCCUACCUUGCGCUUCUGGGCAUGUCGAGCGGCCAAGGCGGAUCGGCUCCGCGCAGCAGUGCGGACGCCUACGGCGUCGCUCCUGCGCGUGAGGACGGCGAUCGAAGCGGAAAGACGGAUGCUGGCGUCGUCAGCUCUGGGUCUCCAGUUGCGGCCGAGCUUGUCGGCCCCUCUUCAUCGACGACCUCACCAAAGCGGUCCCGGCGUUCCGGGAGCAGCAGCGGCAGCAGCGUUGGUGGCUCGAGCACUGCCGAUUCUGGCUCUAUCCGGCAAAGGGCUGCGGCGGCGCUGACCCUUUCGCAGGUCACGGAACCUCACACGGAUCUGCGGGUCGACGUGUCUCCGGCGCGGCUCAAGACGUACCAGCGAUCCGCCGAGGAGGCGAUGACGAGCCCGUCGCCUCUGAGCCCGCUGGGUCGCGAGUCGGACAACUCGUCGGUGGGCGCCAUGCUGGCUGCGGCUUCGUCGUCGAGCCCUCCUGUAGCCAAGACCAAGGUGCGGUCUGGGAGCCGGUCGAGCAUCCUCAAGAGCGCGGGCGGUGCGCGCAACGAUCUGGAUCGCACCUCGAAUCGCGCGCGACGCAGCUCACGCACCAGCUCCAUCUCGUCUUCGUCGACCUCGACUACGACGGGGGCAAACGGAUCCAUCAGGAGGUCUGCGCCGCACCUCCGCGCGCCCAAGCGCGACACGGCGCCGGUGCCGAUGCUGCAGCCCGAGCCUGCGCCGAUGGGCAUGGCGGCACGGGCGCGGUCGGCGAGUCUGUCGAGCAACGGCAGCCGGAGCAGCAGCAACGCGAGCCGGAGGGACGCGCUGGGCGCGCUGACGAGCCUGGACAGCGCACUGUCGUCGCGGUUCAGCUCCAAGUGCAACACGCCCGACGAGACGUCGUCGCGGCUGGGCGAUCCAUUCGGCAUGACGCCCAUGUCGCCGUCUUUUUCCAGCAGCUCGAUGGCAUCGGUGCUGCAGACGUCGGCGUCGAGCCCCGAUCUGCAGCGUGACGGCAGCCGCGGCGGCGGUGGCCCAGGUGGAGCGGUGGACGGCAAGGCCAAGGCAUCGACCCGGCCUUCGUCGCCGCCUCCCAACAUGCCGCUGCCUUCGCUGCCCGUUUCGAGCAGCAGCGGCGGGAUCGAGGACGACUCGGUGCGCGAGGCCGUUGAGCGGGGCGAGCGGGCGAGGAAGGAGCGCAGGAGACGCUCUGGGUCUCACCCGCAGGCGCUGGUCUCGCCACGCUCGCCGCACGAGCAGCGUGAGCCGCAGCAGCAGUCGCCCAGGGUUGGCGACCCAGCGGGUGCUGCCGAUGCAACGACGGCGUCAGCCUCGGUCAUGGCAUCGAGCAGCUCGGCGCCCGCUUUGGCCGCGGGAAAGCAGCGCAGGAUGUCGACGUCGGCGCCUUCGUCGCGCGCCGGGCCCAACGGCGGCGAUGCCAACGGCAGUGGCGGCAAAGAACGGCUGGUGGGUGUUUUGUGA
Molecule: messenger RNA, 4320 nt
Organism: Pseudozyma flocculosa PF-1
Lineage: Eukaryota; Fungi; Basidiomycota; Ustilaginomycetes; Ustilaginales; Ustilaginaceae
Exons: 1
Coding region: 1-4320 (1439 amino acids)
Source: RefSeq, a predicted model, not a curated record